CUUUCGGAAGAAGCCUCGCGGUGCCCAGCUGGGGAACGUCACCCUCGCGGAGCGCAGAAGCAAGCGAGGGGUCGGGUGGUUGCGGCGGCGGCCCGCAGAACUGCGCGCGCCGUUCGCUUUCUUUCCAUUCGGCUGCCGUCGCGGUUGGCUUGCAGUCUGACACCGGGAUCGGGCUGGUGAGUUCUGGCCUCUCGACCCAGGGCCGAGCGGGAAAGCGAAACCGCUGGGUUCAGCUAACGGCGGCGAGGAGCGCGCACUCGCUGGCCCGGGGCGCGCCUGGCCGAGCACCGCCCGCGCCCGCCCCCGGACUCCUCUAUAAGUUUCGAUUCUCCCCGGAGCAGAGUCCCGCGCCGCGGCCGGCGAGCGCAGCGCGCCAUGGCGGACCCGGAGGUGUGCUGCUUCAUCACCAAAAUCCUGUGCGCCCACGGGGGCCGCAUGGCCCUGGACGCGCUGCUCAAAGAGAUAAGGCUCUCCGAGGGGCAGCUCCGCGAGGUGCUGGAGGAGGCUGGGCCCGACCGCUUCGUGGUGUUGGAGACCGGCGACAAGGAAGGGGUCACCCGGUCCGUGGUGGCCACCACCCGAGCCCGGGUCUGCCGUCGCAAGUUCUGCCAGAGACCCUGCGAAGACCUGCACCUCUGCAAGCUCAACCUGCUGGGUCGGUGCAACUAUUCGCAGUCGGAGCGGAAUUUGUGCAAAUAUUCUCACAACGUUCUCUCAGAAGAGAACUUCAAGGUCUUGAAAAACCAUGAGCUCUCUGGACUGAACAAAGAGGAAUUAGCAGUGCUCCUCGUCCAAAGUGACCCUUUUUUUAUGCCCGAGAUAUGCAAAAAUUAUAAGGGAGAGGGUCGAAGAGUGGUUUGUGAUAAGUAUCCACAGUGUGAAAGGCUCCACAUCUGUGAGCACUUCACCCGAGGGAACUGUGGUUAUACGAACUGCCUCAGGUCCCAUAAUCUGAUGGACAGAAGGGUGCUGGCCAUCAUGAGGGAGCAUGGGCUCAGCUCCAGCGUGGUUCAAAACAUCCAGGACAUCUGCAACAGCAAGCACAGCCCAAAGAAACACUCCGGGCACAGAGCUCCUCUGGCCUAUCGUAGAGACCCGGCCUACAGAGGUAGAAGCAAGAGCAGAGACCGAUCAUUUCAGGGAAGUACAGAAUUUCUUCCAUCGGCUUCAGCUCCUACUCCAAAGUCCUGCACACCUGCUCCAAAUCAAAUCGGCCACAAGCCUCCCCUGGAUGACAUGCCCGUAGAGGACCUGGCCCACAGGUUCGUGCGUUUGGGAAGUCAGGAUGGCCCUCAGCCCUCCCCGGUCCCGCCUCAGGCUGAUAAUCUCAGAGGAAGAGAUCAAGUAGGAGGAAGCCUGCAUUUUUCAGAGAAUGGCAGCCCAGAAGAUCUCUGUUAUGGGAAUCAAGGUAGCAUUUACUUCCCUUCUGAUUCAGUGCCUGCUUCCAACCAGAAGGGCCCUGCAACCUGGCUGAAUGGCAAAGGCACUGGUAGAGAGAAUUUGUUUCCUCAGAGUCAAGCUGCCCCUGGCUCUCCUCUAGGUUCUCCACAAACACCUGAUGCCAUAACCGACAGAAAGAGCGUGGGCAUGCUCUCCUCGGACGGCGUGAACACCGAGGGCAGAGGUGGGAAACAAAAUGUCCAGUAUGUCCCACUUUUUAAUAAUAAUGUUGAUGGAAUGGCCACAGAUAUAAGUUCCACAAGACCUUUCAAUCACAAAACCGCAACCAGUAGACAGAGGGAAAAACCGUUGCCUAGGAAUCGGGACACCGGAACCACGCACAGUAAUCUCCAAACCACUGGCAAAAUCACAGAUGGCGAUGAUCCGACAGUGGCAUCUGUUAACAGUCAAUACAGAGAGAAGACAAUUUGGGCUAAUAAAUCUGUCCACGGUGCACUAAAUGGCUCUAGUCAAGUGGCGGAUGAAACCAUCAAAGUCAAUACAGCUGGUGCCACCGGUUUUGACUUCACACGGACAUUCAGAGGGGAUAAAAAUGCAAUGUGCUUUGGAAGUCAGAGUCUGGAAACCCAGGUCCUGCCGACACCUCGGGAGACCACUGUCCCCACCUCACAAGUCCGUACUCAGUCCAAGAUGCCACCUUCCACAUCCUCCUCAAGCAACAGAGCUGCAGCCUAUGCAAGCCAUGGUCAGAACUCUGCCAGUGAGCUUGAAAGGACCCCAAGAUGUGCUCUGUAUUCUGCAUCGGACGUUGAGAGUACCGGCUCUUCCAGGAUGGAUGAUAGUGGCUCGAAGGAAAUUUGUCUUGACCAUCUGUGUAGGGACUGUCAAGUUGAAAACUGCAACAAAGUUCACUUCCACCUCCCUUACCGGUGGCAGAUGCGGCUUGCAAACACCUGGAUGGACCUCCAGCCCAUGGAGAAUAUUGAGAAGGCCUAUUGUGACCCCCAAAUCCGCACCUUUUCUAUUGGAAAUAAAGACAUCGAUUUCCAGAAAAUGACUUGUAAUUUUAAUCCUAUCCGACGCAUCUCCACGCCUUCAUCUGUCACAGCGCUGACCAAUUUUGUCUUUGCCACGAAAUGGAUUUGGUACUGGAAGAAUGAAUCGGACGAAUGGGUUGAAUACGGAGAGGAGACUGGCAAUCAGCAAGCUUCAACCAUCGACUCUUCCUACCUGGAGUCCUUCUUUCUAUGCUAUCCAGCGGGCGUUGUGCCAUUUCAGGCGGGUUCACAGAGCUACGAACUGAGUUUUGCGGGCAUGAUUCAAACAAAUGUAGCUUCCAAGACCCAAAAGGAUGUUGUCAGAAGGCCAGCAUUUAUGUCUUACAAGGCUGUGCAGCAGAUUAAAAAUGGGCUCAAUUGUCAGCCGGCGCAGACCCCGUCAGACCCUCUAUCCUCGACAUUGCUUCCUCAGUGGGACUUUGGCUCGAGUGGAUAUGAGUUGUUAGAGAUCGAUAAUCGUUGUCCGGAAUAUGCCAUGAUAAGUGACUAUUUUAAAACUUCCAUGAAAAAUUUCAAGAUUGAAAAGAUAAAGAAGAUCAAGAACACAAAGCUCUUGAAUACUUUUGAAAGGAAAAAAAUGAAGAUGAACAACAGAGUGGAAAAAAUUCUGUUUUAUGCAACAAGCCGCAUCCAUGUGGAGUCUAUCUGUAAGAAUAAUUUUGACUGGAUCUUACAUGGAACUGGUGAAACCAAACAUGGAAAAGGAAUUUACUUCACAAAAGAUGCCAUCCAUUCCCAUAAAAAUUGCCAGGGUGAUACCAAAAACAUCGUUAUGUUUGUAGCUCGAGUCCUGGUUGGAAAUUUUACGCAAGGAGAGAUGGGAAGCACCAGCCCUCCCCCACCACCAUAUGACAGCUAUGUGGAUAUAAGGUUGAAUCCCUCCGUUUUUGUCAUCUUCGAGAAAAAUCAGAUUUACCCAGAAUAUGUGAUUGAAUAUACUGAACUAGACAAACCCUGCGUGAUCAGUUAGGAGUGAUGAAUACAGAGUCAUAAAGGAGGCCAUCACCCUUCUCUUCACUUACUGAGCCAGAUUGCCCCAGAUAAUACAUUUUUACAUUUCUCAUCUAGUUAUCAAAUGCCUUAGAUCAGUGGUUCCCAAACUUUGCUACACAUCUGAAUCGUCUGGGAAGCUUUUUAACAAGUCCAAUGUUCAGAUCGCACCCCGUGCCAACUAAAUCACUGUUUCUGGUGUGAGAGCUGGGCAGUGGUACUUUUUUUAAAUCCCAAGGAUUCAAAUGUGUCAUGGAGUUUGGGAACCACUGUCUUAGAUAUAACUGAGAAAGACGGAUUUCUAAAACAUCUGUAACUGCCAACAAGUUUCUCGCCCAGCUACUCUUCGUUUACUGUAUGACAUGGUUAAAUCUUGGUUAAAUUGAAAGAAAAUUAAUUUGGGCAAUUUGAGAGAAAUCUAAAAAUGCCUAUGGAAGUAAGGACAUAAGACCGUACCGCCUUGGAUAGAAGAUUAUGGAAGGUUGUGGGGGGCGGUUAGGAAAUGCGGUGGCGGUGGGGAGGAGAGAAAAGGUAAUUUAAAUGCCAUUACAGAUGUAACUGUACCGUACCUUCGUGGUAAAACUGAGUUGGGGCACACAUUUCUUUAUAUCUAACGUUUAUUUAGGGGACCCCAUCCAGGCUCGUUCUCUGGAAUGCAAUGAAAAGAGCCACAAACUGGGGCUCAGAGAGAAGCAGCCAACUGGAGUUAACUGCCCAUUUGGGUUCUUUAUAUAAUUAUGGCAGAGUAGACAUUUAUAUUCCUAUAUAUGAUUAUAGAGAAGGUUUUCAGGUUGGACUUUCAGGAAGUGUCUGUAUUGUGGGGGGUCUGAGUUGUAGUAACCAGACUCACAGAAGCAUGACUGAUAAACCUGUGCUAGUGUAGUUGUUCGCUGUAACAGAUGAGGAUCACCGAGGAAUUAGGAGCAAGGCCAUCCCUACUGAAGGAUAGGCCCCUUAAGGAGGCGAGAUUUGUUUCUUGGUGAACACGGAACCAGAACAAAGAGAACAAUGCCUCAAACAGGUCUUACACCUGCAAGGGGCUUCUUUUUUUUUUUUUUUU
Molecule: messenger RNA, 4509 nt
Organism: Callorhinus ursinus (northern fur seal)
Lineage: Eukaryota; Metazoa; Chordata; Mammalia; Carnivora; Otariidae
Source: RefSeq, a predicted model, not a curated record